Cavenderia fasciculata is the source of this 3882-nucleotide messenger RNA. RefSeq lists its product as uncharacterized. Gene Ontology annotation, molecular function: ATP binding; P-type divalent copper transporter activity; ATP hydrolysis activity. Lineage: Eukaryota; Evosea; Eumycetozoa; Acytosteliales; Cavenderiaceae. The transcript is spliced from 3 exons. The coding region runs from base 1 to 3882 and encodes 1293 amino acids. Gene Ontology annotation, biological process: copper ion homeostasis; monoatomic cation transport. The record is from RefSeq and is a predicted model, not a curated record. Gene Ontology annotation, cellular component: membrane.
AUGUCAUCAGAAGGAGAAGAACAGGUUCACCACAUCAUAGGAGAUAAUACAACCAACAACAGUGAUACUUCCUCAUCAAUAAAAACACCCAACGCAUUGGGAUCAAGCGAACCAAUAGAAAGAUGUGAAGUGUAUGGAUGUACCAAUGAAAGAGAUAAUCCCGAGUCAGGCAAUGUUUAUUGUCGACAUCAUAUCAUAUGUCCACCUAAAACAAGAGUAAUGGAUGAUAAAGACGAUCAAGACAAGAAAAAGAAGAAAGAACAACAAGAGGAAAAUGGAUGUUGUUCAUGUUGUAGAUGUUGCUGUAAGCAAUUUGGUUGUAUCUUUGAUUGUUGCAAUAGUUGUGGUUGUUCAUGUAUCAAAUGUCUAUGUAACGAUCUUUUGGGUCGAAUCAACUCGGUGACUGAGGUUACAUUAGACCUUGACCUAGAGUCAUGUUGCUCACCAGCCAAUAGUUCUACUGGAGGUGCCUCUACUGCUGCUGCCCCAGAAAUAGUCGUCUCUCCAUCGGUAGCAUCCUCAGAUUGCUCAUCUUGUGGAUGUUCUGGUACCACCAAGGAAAAGAAAUCAUGUUGCUCCAUGUCAUCGUUGUUCUCUUAUCGUGACUUUAAGAUGUUUGUACCAAACCUCGCUCAACUCCAAGGACAAGCCCAAGAAAUAGAACAAGCACUCUUAAAACUCUCCCAAGUCAUCGCUGUCUCGUAUGACAUUGUAAACCGUGUAGUCGAGAUCUCUACAAGCUCUGAAAGAUCCAUAUUCUCUAUUCUCGGCGUAUUCAAUCAUUUCCGUUUACUAGUAGCUGCCGUUCAAUCCAAAGAAUGCCCAUCACCAUCAACAUUAAAUGAAAUUGAUGGAGAUGAAUUAGAAGAACCAAUUCAAAUUAGUAAAGAAGUUGCAAACCCCCCUGGAAAUAAUGAAAGAGUCUAUCAAUUGUCGGGAUUAAAGUGUCAGGUUGGAUGCUCUAAAAAGAUUACAACCAUCCUCUUGGAGAACAAGAGUAUUGUCAAAGCUGACAUUCACUUUGAUUCACAGACUCUUCAUCUGAUUGGUACCAUCUCUGAUCAACAAGUCAUCAAGACAGUCCAACGCUUGGGAUUCAAAAUCAAUCGUCAAUUAUCAGACAAUAGUUUGUUGAUUGAUAUUGACCAAGAUGAAGAACAGUCCUUGGCAUGUCCAAUUCCCAAAUCAUCUGCUGGCGACGGUAUUGAGAUGGAGAAUUUCUCUGUCAAGGUACAAGGUAAUCCAACUGAAAAGCCAGUUCAAGUGUCUGUCGGUGUCUAUGGAAUGACUUGUGCCAGUUGUGUAGCCAUUGUUGAAUAUGGUAUCAAGGCAGUACCAGGUGUCAUUGAAUGCUCUGUCAACCUUUUGGCCGAGCGUGCUGAAGUCACCUAUCAUCCAGAGAUUGCCAAGAUCCGAGACAUUAUUGGUGCACUCGACGACCUCGGCUAUGAAACCAAGAUCCUUCAAACUGCCAAACCAGGUACUUUCUACCUUGCCGUAACCGUUAGCAAUGGUAAAAGUGACGAUGAAAUUGCCAAACUACUUGGAUCAAUCAAUGGAGUGACGUCAGUUGAAUACAAUAAUCGCAAGGAUGCUCAGUCUACUACCACUUCCGCUGCUUCAGACGACACUGAAACAUUUGCCAAUGGAGUAUUCAAGAUUCACGGUGACUCUAUUCUAGUUGGUCCACGUACAUGUAUGCGUAAGCUUCAAGCUGACCUUCAAGUCACCACUGAAUUGUACAGUCCGGAUUCUUCAGAGGCCAAAGACUCGUUACUUAGAAAACGUGAGAUUCAAAAAUGGCGUAAUCUCUUUAUCUUUUCAAUCAUCUUUACAUUGCCCAUUAUCAUCUUGUCGAUGGUUCUCGUACCGUCUGGUGUCAUGUUUCUCAUGGAAUAUGUACGUCCCAAUGUAGCACUCCCCUGGGAAUCGUUGAUUGGUAUUAUCUUGGCCACUCCAGUCCAGUUCAUCUCGGGUCUCACCUUUUACCGUGCCAGUUGGGCUGCACUCAAAAACUUGCACGGUAACAUGGACUUGUUGGUGGCAGUCGGCUCGACCUGUGCCUAUGUCUACUCGGUGCUGGCCAUCAUCCUCAAGAUUGGUAACCCCGAGUUUGACGGUAUGCACUUUUUCGAGACCAGUGCGUCGCUCAUCACCUUUAUCAUCCUCGGACGUUGGUUGGAAAACAUUGCCAAGGGACACACCUCAUCUGCCAUUGUCAAGCUCAUGAAUCUACAGUCCAAAGAGUCGAUCCUCGUCUACACAGAGACCGAUGAAAAGACCGGCGCAUUCACUGUCGUCUCUGAAGAGACUAUCCCAUCCAACCUCGUUCAAUACGGUGAUGUCCUCAAGGUUGUGCCCGGUGCAUCUGUUCCCACUGAUGGUGCCGUCGUACACGGUCUCUCAACUGUCGACGAGUCCAUGUUGACUGGUGAAUCAAUCCCAGUCACCAAAAAAGUCGGCGAUGUCGUCACUGGUGGUACUGUCAACCUCGAUGGAGUCAUCUACGUGUCGGCCAGCAAAGUUGGCUCUGAAUCUACCCUCUCUCAGAUCAUCUCACUCGUUCAACAGGCUCAAACCUCCAAAGCACCCAUCCAAGCUCUUGCAGACCAGAUAUCAAAGGUGUUUGUCCCACUCAUCAUCUCUCUUGGUAUCCUCACCUUUAUCAUUUGGAUGUCACUCGGUGCAACCAACUCUUACCCAGAGGGUUGGAGAAAUGGAAACAGUCCCUUUAUCUUUGCCUUUUUAGCUGCCAUUUCAGUGAUUGUUAUUGCUUGUCCCUGUGCACUUGGUCUUGCUACACCAACAGCCGUCAUGGUUGGUACUGGUGUCGGUGCCCAAAUGGGCAUCCUCAUCAAGGGUGGGAAGGCACUAGAAACUGCCCACAAGACCUCUGCCGUCCUCUUUGACAAGACUGGUACGAUCACCACUGGCAAGAUGACUGUCACCGACUAUCGUGUCACCAGCCAGACCGACGAAGCCUCCUUUUUCCAAACUGUCGGUGCUGCUGAAAGCGGUAGUGAGCAUCCCAUUGGCCGUGCCAUCGUCAAGUACUGUACCGACAAGCUCGUCGACGGUCGUACCGAGCAAGAAAUCAAGUUCCCAAUGGUCCAAGACUUUAAGGGAGUUCCAGGCAGAGGGUUGGUCUGCACUCUUGGUGAGGACCGUGUCUUGAUUGGCAACCUCUCCUACAUGAAAGAAAACAACGUCGCAGUCGACCCAGUCUUUGUCACUGACGCUCAACAAAUGGAAACCAACGGUAAAACAGUCAUCUAUGUCAUGUUUGGAGGGCAGUUUGCCGGUAUCAUGGGUAUCUCUGAUAUCCCACGUGAAGAUUCAGCAGUUGCCAUCCGUCGUCUCCACUCCCUCGGUAUUGAAUGUUAUAUGGUUACAGGUGACAAUAAUCGUGCAGCCAAAUUCAUUGCCCAACAAGUCGGUAUUGCAGAAGACCACAUCUUUUCAGAAGUCAUCCCCAAGGAAAAGGCUGACAAGGUUCGUCAACUCCAAGAAGCCAAACACGUUGUUUGUUUUGUCGGUGAUGGUAUCAAUGAUUCACCUGCCCUUUCUCAAGCUGAUGUUGCAGUGUCUGUAGCCACUGGUACUGACAUUGCCAUCGAGUCAUCGUCUAUUGUCUUGCUCAAAAACUCAUUGACCGAUGUCUACCGUUCCAUUCAUCUCUCUCGUGUUGUAUUCCGUCGUAUCCGUAUCAAUUUCGGUUUGGCACUUGUCUACAAUUGUCUUGCCGUUCCUCUUGCAGCUGGUGUUUUCUUUUUAAUGUUUGGUGUAUCCCUUCCACCAAUGGCCGCAGCUGCUGCCAUGGUUUGUAGUUCUCUCUCAGUUUUAUCAAGUUCAUUAUUAUUAAAAUUGGUUAGAAUUAAAUAA